Messenger RNA from Ceratina calcarata, 4509 nucleotides. Its product is annotated as discoidin domain-containing receptor tyrosine kinase B. The transcript is spliced from 15 exons. NCBI's taxonomy places the organism in Eukaryota, Metazoa, Arthropoda, Insecta, Hymenoptera, Apidae. Bases 657 to 3617 code for a protein of 986 amino acids. Gene Ontology annotation, molecular function: protein tyrosine kinase collagen receptor activity; collagen binding; ATP binding. The record is from RefSeq and is a predicted model, not a curated record. Gene Ontology annotation, biological process: multicellular organism development; cell surface receptor protein tyrosine kinase signaling pathway; protein phosphorylation. Gene Ontology annotation, cellular component: signaling receptor complex; plasma membrane.
CUGCUUCCUACCUUCGCGAACCUCGGAGCAAGCUUACGGCUACCGUACUACCUACACGGAUGCUGAUUGCGAGCCGAAGCUCUACGGAAUUCGCACCUCGUUAAACCGUGUCUCGCAAACACGAGCGAGUUUCGAAACGAAAGGAGAAGCGAACGCUUAAUACUCGUUCGUCUACUGCGUCCUACGUACAGUGCAAGUCAGAUUAAUCAUUGAUGUCGGAAUAAUUAAAAUUGCUUUCGCUUGUUCUUUCGUGCCUCGAAACGUUGCAUUUACAUUAUUAUAAAACGGAAAGUGAGAUCGCGAUUGAUUUGCCGUGAUUUGGUUCGAUUUGUGCGAAUAUGUUGCUGUGUCCGAGAAUAUCCGUUUUCGAUGCGAUAAUGCGCGAGAUGAGUGGCAAGUGGCAACGUUAGCAGGUAAGAAUUUUUAAUUUCGGUGCAAUGUACGUAUGCACAAACGAGAAGACUGGAUGCUUGGACAAGCGAUGGAACAAGCAGAUGCGGAAAAAGUAAAUGUACGAAAUUACGAGAGACACGACGCACAUGUUCCAUGCUCGAAGAUCGAUGUAACUUGGGCAUCAACCAAACGAUGUUAGAAAAGUGCUGGAGCCUAUGCUAUGAUGCGCUGUAGAAGAGUCGAGAAAAAUACGAGAAGCGAAUAUGGAGAUGCGAUACGCGUGUGUAACAAUAAUUUUGUUAUUGUCGGUGGUUUUGGCGUCGAUCGGGAACGGAAGCGGAAGCGAGAACGCGAACGCGAGCGUAAGCGGCAACGAAGAUUCGGUCGAGAACGUGUUGUUCGAUAAGGGUCGAUGCAUUCUUCCGCUUGGUAUGGAGGAAGGAAAGAUUCCGGAUAACGCGAUCACCGCCUCCUCCAGCUACGAGAGUAAGUCGGUCGGUCCGCAGAACGCGAGAAUACGACAGGAGAAGAACGGUGGUGCCUGGUGCCCGAAAGCGCAAAUAAGCAGCGCGAUACGCGAGUACCUCGAAGUGGAUCUGACGAGGGAUCAUCUGAUAGCGUGGACCGAGACUCAAGGACGAUUCGGGAACGGGCAGGGUCAAGAAUACGCGGAGGCAUUUUUUCUCGAGUAUUGGCGCGAUGCAAAGUGGCACCAGUACAAAAACUUGAGGGGUGAAAAAGUGCUGCGUGGCAAUAGCAACACCUAUUUGGUGGAGAAGCAAAAGCUGGACUUGCCGUUCGUCGCGAGCAGAGUCCGAUUCGUACCGUACAGCCAACAUCCACGGACGGUUUGCAUGCGAGUGGAAAUUUAUGGAUGCAUAUGGGAUCAAUACGUGACAAGCUACAGCGUGGACAAAGCAUCGAGCCCUGGCCCGGAGGGUGCGGACGUUCAGGAUUCGUCGUACGACGGCGUCGAGGAUAUCGAUUCUGUUCUUGCGAACGGUCUCGGUCAAUUGACGGACGGAAUAUUGGGUCGAGUAUCCGAGAUACUCUCGGAGACUACUUCGGAGAAGAGCGAUCGCCGUCGCGGCACUAAUUGGGUCGGCUGGUCCGAACGCGCGACGGUCCAGAUCCUAUUCAAAUUUCGAGAGCUACGACGAUUCGAAAAUUGUUCCGUACACGUCGCUCGUAUUCCGCGACUGGAAGUCGAGACGUUCUCAACGUUACGAAUCUCGUUUUCCGUUGACGACAGCGAGAACCAACCAGGAUCGGAAUCAAAAGCGGUUCAAUCCGAGUUCUCUCCUCCAUCUACGAUCGACGCCGAUUCGGCUACAGCGAUGUCGAUUUCGAUCCCUCUGCACGGUAAGCUCGGACGAUCCGUGAAACUGGAAUUCAUUCCCGCCGCGAAAUGGUUGCUUCUCAGCGAGAUAACUUUCUAUACGGGCGAGGGAAAUCGGUUACGGAAUGACACAGAUGAUUCGGUGGUCUAUGCGGAUCGAGAUGAAAACGAAUGGAGAUCAAAGUCGAUGGGCUCUUUCGACUCGAUCGUUGAUGGUUUCAAUGGGACGGAAAUGUACGAGACUCGUGAAAUUCGGAACUCGACGCCGUCGCAACCGCCGUCGCCCGACGCCUUUCCCGUUGGCAGCUCACAGACUUACAUCGGCCUCGUCAGCGGUUUACUCACCGUUUUGGCCUUCUUUUUCACCUGUCUAGUAUUCCUGUUGAAACAGAGGGGUCGCAAUAAAAUAGCUUUGCUGCAAAAGCAUACGGCGUUACUUUGCGAUACGUCCACUUCUGGUAUCGCAAUAUCAUCGAAACCGAACUCGGUUAAACUUUCCGAUUCGAUCGUAAAUGGAUUGACGCUGAUUCGCAAACCCAUCGCUGUCGCCGUUUUCGAUCGGUCACCGGCAAAUAGACCCAACGAGAUUCCAAGUGCUGGAACGGCGAUCAUCGCCGAUCCCCCUGUCGUCCAAGAUGUACCUCGUCGUUCAUCCGGUCCGUACGAAGAGAACACCUACGACGAUCCAUUCUCUCGACCAAGUAACCCGUCGACUGUUUGCGUUCGUACACCGGACCCGCGUCCUGCUCUGAAAUACAAUUUCGCGACACCAUACUCGACGUCGAAGAAAGCGUUUCAACCUCGAUCGAGGGUGGCAGCGACGACGAUACCGGCGACGACUACGAAGAAUCAGAAAAUUCGCGCGGAAGGAUAUUAUGCGGCGACGGAUAUUUUGACGAUCAAAACGAGAGAAUCUCAGUCGAGCUCGAGCCCGUUUACAACUCUUUACGUUCGGGACAAAGCUGCACGUUUACCCCGUACCACGGAUUCGUGCAACGUUCAACGGGUUUCCAGGCACAGGCUAAGAAUUUUGGAUAAGCUCGGAGAAGGAAAUUUCGGCUUGAUACACUUGUGCGAGGCAAAGGGAAUCGUGGAUCCGGAAAUGGGUACGAUCCAAAAUCGACGGACCGUGCUCGUCAGAUCUCUUUGGCGGGGCGUCGUGGAUUCCUUGAGGUUCGACUUUACGAAAGACAUGCAUGCCUUGUCGACGCUCCGAAAUCGAAACGUUGCAAAAAUGAUGGCUCUCGUGGAAGAAGAACCUUUCGGAGCUAUCUUCGAGUACGGCCAAUUCGGAGAUCUUCCUAACUUCUUGGAGAACCCAAAGAUCGGAAUGUCAAAAGCAGAAGGAAAGGAAAUUAGCUUCAGCCUGCGCUUGAGUUUCAUCAUUCAAAUCGCAUCCGGUAUGAGGUAUCUGGAGUCUAUGAACGUGGCGCACUGUGACUUGGCGGCCAGAAAUUGCAUCGUCGAUCGUAAUUUGACGAUAAAGGUGUCGGAUCAUGCCACGUACUGUACCAAAUACGAUCAUCAUUACCUGAUUGACGGACAAAACGUGAAGAUCCCUCUUCGUUGGAUGGCCUGGGAAGCUGCCCUAUUGGGCACGCGCAGUUGUCGAACGGAUAUUUGGUCGUUCGGCGUUACGGUUUGGGAAAUCUUUCGAAAUUGCGCGGAAAUACCGUACGCCGAUUUAACAGAAACACAAGUCAUGGAGAAUCACGGUCGCUGGUUUCGAGGCGAUGACGGACCACGAAUUCUUGAGCGACCCGAUAUAUGUCCGGAGCACCUCUACAGCGCGAUAACCAAGUGUUGGAGUAAACGAGCCGAAGACAGACCCAGCUUCGAAGAGAUCUACCUGUAUCUCGAGAAACUAAGUCACGACCUCGACUAAACUUUCGAGCCACGUGGACCAAUUCGGUUACGAUCAGCCAGAAACUGUUCUUUACGGAAACUUCAUCCCUAAUUCCUCUGUCUUCUCUUCUUCCGCUUCCCAGUUUCUUUUCCUUUUUUUGCACCGCUUCGGUCUAUACAAUCUAUCUUUCUUCGCAGGAUUAUUUCUUCUCCUUUUCCCUUGGUCCAGGGAAGAAAGAAAAGCGUUCGAAUCGCUUUGGUCACUAACUUUUAAUGCUCAAUUAGUCUUAUAUGUAUGCUAUCGAUAUGCACUCACGGAACGAAACGAUAUUCUCAUCUUUUUAGAAAUGACAUCGAGGCACUGUAUACUGUAUAAAGCGUGGCAAUCGAUGCCAUGAUCGCUCGGCUUCGACGUCCUUGCGAACAGGUAUCGUCGUUCCGAUCGCGUUGAUUCAGGUAUCAAAUACCUCCGAGAAGUAUUUAUUUUUAACGUUCGAUAAAAUUAAGAUUAAGAUAUUGCUUAAUCCGCUGUUCCGCGGACGCGAUAAACGAGACAAAACGAGAGGAAGAAUGGGAAACGUAUACUGUUUUUGUGAACAGCGAUUUCUCUCUCGCGUCUCGUUAACCGAACAUAUGUACUGGACAUACGUACAACUUAUACCAAAAGGGGACAAUCAAUUUUUCAAAUAUGGUUUUACGCGACGCACGCGGUCAUCGAACACUAUGUACACGUACUCAGCUAACGUAUGCAAGUACGAUGCGUAAAACCGAGAACGUCGUGGCGACGCGCUCGUUCCAGCUAGGCUAGGAUAUAAUAUUCGGAUUGCGUACCGCGUACGCACAUUUUUUUACACUCGCGAUUACGAUCAGUCUAUCGACAUUUGUAACGAUACAAAAUCAUGCGUAUCUCAUUAAAAGUUAUAUUCUUCAUA